AAAACCACCACCAUUGAGAAUCUGCUGCGUGACAAAACAUUGUCAAAGGUUUUCUCCAAGUACACCUGUGAGCUUAAGUAGAGCACCUUGGAAGUUCAUUGUACGUAAGAGAAAAAGCUGACCCUGUUCCACCUAUGUCCUUACCUUCUGGAUGGGAGCAUCGGAAGUGCCGAAUGCAUCGCUUCCAUGCAGAAGUGUACCGUUUCAGCGCAGCAGGCGGAGGUUUUGUCUGAGUUUUUUGGCUUUCUGUUUCUGGGGCAGCAACAAUGGCUUUCUUUAUGAAAACGAUGAUAAGUAACCAGGUAAAGAAUUUAGGAUUUGGUGGUGGGUCUGAAGAAAGAAAAGAAGAAGGAAGUGCAUCUGACCCUGCUGCUGCUCAAGGAAUGACUAGAGAAGAAUAUGAGGAAUAUCAAAAGCAAAUGAUUGAGGAGAAGAUGGAAAGAGAUGCUGCAUUUACACAAAAAAAGGCAGAGAGGGCCUGCCUGAGAGUCCAUCUCCGAGAAAAGUACAGACUCCCAAAGAGUGACAUGGAUGCGAGCCAAAUCCAGAUAGCUGGAGAUGACGUGGAUUUGCCGGAAGAUCUCCGGAAAAUGGUCGAUGAAGACGAAGAAGAGGAAGAAGACAAGGAUUCUAUUCUUGGGCAGUUACAGAAUCUUCCGAACAUGGACUUGGAUGCCAUAAAAGAAAAGGCCCAGGCCACCUUCACAGAAAUCAAGCAGACGGCAGAGCACAAGUGUUCUAUGAUGUGAGGGGCGGGAGGGGGUGAGGCAGGGACCAGGUCAAGGCGGAGGUGACCGCUCUGGUAUAGAGCAUUUAGAGCAGCAUAUACUUUAAGUAGUGGACACAGCUGGAAAAACCAUGAUUACUAAACACGUAGACAGCAACUUGGUGUUCCAGCUUUCCCGGUAGAGCAUAUAGCUAGCACCUGGCAGCAAGGAACACACUUUCCUUUUAAGUAGACGUGUAGCCGAGUAUCGAAUUUCAGCUGUGAACCGAGGAGGACACCUAUCUGCUUAAUGAUCUUCAGUUCAGCCAGGAGGACAUGAAAGCCAAUGGGAUUUCUUCUCCAACUUCCUUCCUUAAGAGGGCAAGGUCUCACUCUGUCCAACCAUUAGCAUGACUCCAGGUCCCUUCAGAGAAAGAUGUGACAGCUCAGGGUGCCUCCAGGAGCCCAGGCUGCAGGCUCACAAGCAAGCAAAGAUCACACCACUUCUCACUCCCAGGCCCCUUGAUGUCCCUGAUGCUUCUCAAGCGUGGCACUUGGACAAGGGGCAGUAGCAGGCAGGUGGUAAAAGAUGAGAAUGAAGGCAGAGAACAGACUUCAUCAGCCAUUUGCCUCAUUGAUCAUCAUUCCAGAGGCUGUGUGAAGCAUGGACUUGAGGGGGCAAGAAGCAGGGGCCGACUGGGAAGGUCAUCGCUGUUGCUUUUUUUUUUAAUUUUAGCUGAGCCUUCCU
Hipposideros armiger (great roundleaf bat) is the source of this 1454-nucleotide messenger RNA. It is a transcript of the gene CPLX4, whose product is annotated as complexin 4. The transcript is spliced from 4 exons. NCBI's taxonomy places the organism in Eukaryota, Metazoa, Chordata, Mammalia, Chiroptera, Hipposideridae. The coding region runs from base 267 to 749 and encodes 160 amino acids. Gene Ontology annotation, biological process: regulation of neurotransmitter secretion; synaptic vesicle exocytosis; neurotransmitter transport. Gene Ontology annotation, molecular function: syntaxin binding. The record is from RefSeq and is a predicted model, not a curated record. Gene Ontology annotation, cellular component: terminal bouton; SNARE complex.